AGGGGAGGGGAAGGAAACGGGGGUGUGUUAUAUAAAGCCUUUUGGGCUUUUGCAGAGACGGAGGAGAAGAAGAAGCCUUAGAGCAUUUCAUCCGAUCAAAAGAGCUCGUAGUUUUUCCCUCAUUCUCUUCCUUUUUUCUACGCCCUGAGAACGGAGAUCGAUUUCGGAGACAAGUUACUACAAGAAUCCGAGCUCUCGAAGCCCAAUUACUGAGAGAUUCUUCUCAUUUCUUCUUCUUCUUCUUCUUCUUCUUCUUCUUCUUCUUCCUCAUCUCUGUAUGGUGGAAUCGAAGGAUUACAAACGUUUUGAGGAAAAGUGAAAUUCGAGUUUGAAGGUGGUUUUCAGGGAAGUGGAAGGAUCUAAUCUUCGUGGAAAACUAUUUUAACGAGAUACUAAGAGAUCGACGUCCGAAUCGGCGGUUUCAUUUCCUACUCUUCAUCAAUUGAUGAGAGGCCGUAGCGUGCUCGUAGAUGAGCGAUCGAUUAAGAGCCCUAUUGUUUCAGCUGCAUUUGGAGCUCAGAUCCUCAAUUUCUGCUUCGUUUCGUUGAAGUCUGAUGAAAUCCUCUUUGUAAGCAAAUUAUAUUGGAGCGAGAAUUCGAAGAAGGGCGAGGAGGGGAGGCGAUGAUCGUCACAAAGUUCAAAAUCUAAGGUAUUUGAAGAGAUUUUCCGAGUCCUUGACGCCUCUGUGGUACCAUCAAAAGGCAAAUCAAGAUUCGGUGGUACACAGUAGCAAGCAAGCAAGGAGAGAGGGAAGGUAAUAAAAGGGCCCUCGGAUGGAGAAGAAUCACUACCACACGCGAGGAUCGACGAGAGUGGGCGUGGCGGGGUUCAUAAAUGCUAACGGCGUCAGCGAGGAUCCGUCAAGUUUAACGGAGCCGGAUCUGCCGCUGCAGUGGGGGAAUCGGAAGCGAUCGAGGUGCGUCAAGACUCUGCGCAAGGACGCCGCCGACAAGAUCAGGGCCGAUCACCGCCUCCCCCGCCCCGAUAACUCCAAUCUCCUCCUCCGCCACACCUCCUCCCCCUCCCCGUGCCACCCUCGAAACCUCAGGAAUACGGAAGCGACGGCGACGAUGAGAGCGGCGGGUGGUCAUCAGCAGCCGCGCAACGGAGGAGCGAGAGUUGGGGGAGCGUCGGCGUCGCCGGAUCGGGCGAAGGGGGCUUGGUCGGAGGAGAGGAAGGGUUCGUCGUCGGGGAGCGAGGGGGCGGUGUGGCCCAAAUUCGCCAUCGCCCUCACCAACAAGGAGAAGGAGGAGGACUUCUUGGCGUUCAAGGGUUCCAAGCUCCCUCAGCGGCCCAAGAAGCGAGCUAAGAUCAUCCAGAGGACCCUCAACCUGGUGAGCCCGGGGGCUUGGCUUUGCGAUCUUACUCUAGAAAGAUAUGAAGUCCGAGAAAAGAAGAUAUCUAAAAAGCGGCCCAGGGGUUUGAAAGCUAUGCAAAACAUGGAAAGCGACUCGGAUUAGUUGGGAUGAGGAUAGCAGGCGAAGAGAAGCAUGAGGAAGUUAAACACUCAGCUGAGCUGGAUGUGGGGCAUUUCAUCAUAUGGUAUAUAUGGUUUGGAGGGAUGAGAGUUGUACAACCAAUCAAGCAUACGAAGAACCUUAGUAUCUUAAUGCUAAACAAGCAAAUGCACAGUAGAUUAUAUUUCCCUCUAUUUGAGAGCCAUUGUGGCACCCAACAGCUCCUUGGAUGGGGUUCGCUGGAGCGCUAGCAGAGAUAUUUGAAUCCAUGGCGAUCCGCAACCUUCUUCUAUCAACUGUUGGCCUUUUCUAUCAAUUAUGCUAACGGUCGAAAAAACAACUUCCUGUCAAAUAGAUGUGCUGCUUCUUUCUUGUAUUAUGUGUCUCUGGUUUGGCUCUUUACUUGGAAUUUAAUACAAGGGUUCAUCAAUUGCAGUUGGGCUUUUCUUUUCAA
Molecule: messenger RNA, 1911 nt
Organism: Ananas comosus (pineapple)
Lineage: Eukaryota; Viridiplantae; Streptophyta; Magnoliopsida; Poales; Bromeliaceae
Exons: 8
Coding region: 774-1460 (228 amino acids)
Source: RefSeq, a predicted model, not a curated record